This is a messenger RNA of Capsicum annuum, 2646 nucleotides long. RefSeq lists its product as uncharacterized. Bases 1130 to 2254 code for a protein of 374 amino acids. Gene Ontology annotation, biological process: meristem development; meristem maintenance. The record is from RefSeq and is a predicted model, not a curated record. NCBI's taxonomy places the organism in Eukaryota, Viridiplantae, Streptophyta, Magnoliopsida, Solanales, Solanaceae. The transcript has a single exon.
UAGCAAAAGUUUGAAUGGUACCAGUGGUACAGGGCAAUACAUGCCUCAACCCUAGCGAUGAGGGUUCGAAGCUGUUUUGCAGCACUACUUUUCUUUCUCAAAGUUUUGAAGAAUAAGACCUCUUAUUCCUACAAAAAGAAAAUCGGAUUGCUUAGAUAUCUUGAAUCUCAGAAUAUCUAAAAGAGAACAUUACUAAAAAUUCAUAUUCGAUAAAUAAGACCUCUUAUUCCUACAAAAAGAAAAUCGGAUUGCUUAGAUAUCUUGAAUCUCAGAAUAUCUAAAAGAGAACAUUACUAAAAAUGCAUAUUCGAUAGAUUUGUCUUCAAAAAGUAAAAAACAUAAACAACCUGAAUCGUCACCUAAUAUUGAAAAAUCCGGCCUGUUUAUCCUAUUUGGACAAUGUGGCACGCGAUACCUACAAAUCCUGGAUCCGCCGCCACUGAUACUCAUUAAAGAACACAAAACCUACAAAUUUUGGAUCUGCCGCCACUGUUACUCAUUAAAGAACACGAAACCUACAAAUCUAGGAUCCGCCGCCGCUGAUACUCAUUAAAGAACUAAAAAGUUUCUGGCGUAAACCAUUUACAGUAGCCAUUCCCAUUGCCGAUAAGCAACAUUUCCUUUUGAUAUACAACUCCUAGAAAAAGUUUUUCCAACAAAAAGUUUUCCACACACAUACAGGAAGUUUCUUUCAUUUUUCUGAAUUUUCCAUUUUAAGGAACCAAUGGAAGAUUCGAUGUUUGAUGAAAGACAAGAUUCGAUGGUUUCGCCUUCUGGUGGAAUCCCACAACUAAGAAAAGCCCAUUUCUUGAAACCCAUUGUUUCUUCCAGUGAAGGUCCAAAUUUGAAGCUUCCUUCACUUCCUUUUUCAUCUGAAUCCGAAUGGCCAUUGGAAGUCUCCUUUAAUGGUUGUAGGCAUCGUCAGAACAAAUGGAAGAAAUGGGUCAAAACCAUGGAAUCUGUCUAUCACUCAAAAUGGAAAGCUGCUGGAAUUUACGAAGCUAUUUAGGGUUCAGUAUAUAACGUCCAUACAUAUGAAGAUUUGAUUUUUGGGCUAGCAGAAAGGUGGUGUUCUGAGACUAAUACAUUCAUAUUUCCAUGGGGCGAAGCUACUGUUACUCUAGAAGAUAUGAUGAUUUUGGGAGGGUUCUCUGUUUUGGGUGACUCUGUUUUGUCUCCUCUUCAAUCCCCUGAGUUGAUACAAAUUAAAGAAAACCUUGAAAAGACGCAUAGGGACCUUAUCAGAUUGAAGGCUGAUAAUCAUAAUUGGUGGCUGAAUCUUUUCAUGAACCGUGGAAGGGAUUAUGAACAUGAAGCUUUUCUUUCUCUCUGGCUAUCGAGAUUUGUGUUUCCAGGUAAUGAGUAUGAUAAAAUAGGUUCACAUGUUUUCCCUCUAGCUAUUAAUCUUGCUAGAGGUACGCGAGUAGCGCUUGCUCCAGCUGUUCUUGCUAGCAUAUAUAGGGAUUUGAGCUUGUUGAAACUGGCUAUGCUAACAGCAUCACCAAAUGAGCCAAGUAGUAAUGGAAACGAUGAAGACAGACUUGAUAUUCUAGAAUUUAGUCUUUGGGCGCCAUUGUUCUUUGUUCAAGUUUGGGCUUGGGAGAGGUUGCUACCUUUGCGGCCAGAGCAGGUUCAGAAUUACAAUAAGCUUAGUGGGGUGAGGAUAGAACGCUGGCACAAUGUAAAACAAAAGGAUGUUAUUAACGUGAGAACUGUUAUUGACUCAUCUGGAGAGACAUUUCAGUGGAGGCCAUAUGCCUUGGCUGUGGAAGGUUGGGUAAUUCCCAAGUUUUACAAGGAGAACGAAGAGUGGGCAAGAGUUGAAGGGCAAAAUGUGGACCAAGAAUUGGAGUCCUUGGUUCGAUGUUUCAGGGUGUCUGAUCUCGUUGGCUUUGAUUGUCAAGAGCCUUAUCGACCAAAUCGUGUAGCAAUGCAAUUUGGCUAUGAUCAGGACUUCCCUAAAUGGAUUCCUCGCUCACCUUCAACUCCAGAAUUUGCCUGGUACAACUAUAGCAGACCCUCCAAUUCUGACUUUAGGUUAUACUAUCCAUCUAGGUUGUCUGAAUCAGAUGUCACUAGACAGUAUUUGAAAUGGUGGAGAAAAGAAGUUUUAUCACUAGCUGAUGCAUUCAAAGGAGUGUCUCAAGUACGAAGGAGUCAAAGAAGAUCAAAACGACUUUCUAACUUUUUGGAUUCUCAUGUUUUUUCUCAUGACAGGAACGUAGUUCCUCCCAAGUGCAUCGGGAGGAAAUGACAAGGAGAAUUUAUCUAUGGAGGUUUGUCAAACAGUGGCUUGCGACGUUGUGCCUCCUAGUUCAAUAGAGAAGCAUACUGACUGUGAACAUGACGGAAAUGACAAUAAUAUAGCCCCAAACCUUGUGAUCAACAAGCAGAGAAGAGGGGAAAGAACUAGAUGUGAUGAUCUUAUAAUGGAUAUAGAAAAUCGUCUUAGCAGGCUCAAGAAACAAGCUGCUUCCCGCAGGAGAUGCUAGAUUCAGUAUAGUAUGAUUUCAAAUGCCUGUUUAUUUAUCUUAUCUAUGGUUACUUGCUCAGAGUGUUGCUUUUCAAAUUUCUAUUUACUCUCUCUUUAAUUAGUUUUCGUACACACCAUUAAAGAGGAUUCUUGUUUUGUCACUGGUGUAACGA